UUAAAGAACCGGUUCCUACAGCCGAUUCGUUAACGACCCAUAUAACACCGACAUCACUACCUGCUAGCUUGACUGACGGCUAGUAGCUGCUUCCCCCCCCAUAUGACAGCCAUGUAGGCGGACUGUCACUUUGGCUACAGAGAGGCGAUAGAUGCAGAACCGUUGAGGAGCCGACAAGAUGGACGUCGUGCGAAGUGCCUUCCACGCCAAGCUGGCCGCUGUCAUGGACUCCUUGCUGGCAGCUGCGGUGUGCGAGAUCUCCAAGAUCUUCGACAGCACCCUGUGUGAGCAGCAGGCGGAGCUGGCGCAUAAAACCAAGGAGAUCUCCAUCCUCCUGGGAAAGCUGGAGCAUGUGGAGAAGAUGCCGAGGGCGCAAGGAGGGCAGGAUGCUGAGGCUUCGACACAUGAUGGCGUCGACAAAGGGAAGGACGCAUCCUGGCAUUCCGAGCCCAAGAAGGAGUCUCCACUGCGAGAUGCAUCUCAGCCACCGAUGCGGUCUUACAUGGUCCAGGUCCCAGAGGGAAGUUCUGUCAGCAGAGACCAGGAAAAGACGGAUCUCCAGACCGGAAUAAAACUCAAAUUGUCUCCUUGGCGUCAGUGGAGGCCUUUGGUAGAUGACCAACCACAAGAUGGAGCUUCACCUCCAUUUUGUUCCUCACCACAACCCCAUGACCCUUGCCUCGCCCAGCAUGAAUGUUCAACAGUUUUCGGUGAAGCUCAAGGUGGUGCUUGUGAUCUGGAGGAACUGCAGGCUAGCAGCAUCAGCUGUUCUUCUCCAUCUGGAACCGGUACCACCAUAGACACAGCUGGACUCCCAUCUGGGUCCCAGGAGAAGCAGACCUCCAAUCCCAAGUCAGAGUGCAGACUAAGGGUGGAGCAAGCUGAGGCUCAACAGGAUCAGUCGGAGGUUCUCUCAUCACCAUGGAGACCGAGCGAUGACAGCAUGGUUAAUCACAUCAGGCGGACCAUAUUUAGCAGCAGAGACCUCCCGCCCCCACGGUCCAAUUCCCUGUCACCCAAAGCGCGACAAGCACACCCAGCGAGCCUGACUGGAGCGUCCACCGGCGCCAGCGGGCGACCUUACACCUGCCCCUACUGCACCAAAUCCUUCACCUACCCCUCCCACCAACGCAGGCACCUGCUACGCCACACGGGGGUCCGCCUGCAUCCCUGUCAGUUCUGCGAAAAGAGCUUCCUCACCGCUUCCGAGCUCACCGUUCACACUCGCACGCACACCGGCGAGCGCCCGUUCGGUUGCGCGCAGUGCGGCAAGCGCUUCGCCCGCAGCGGCAAUCUGAGAGCUCACCAGCGAGACGUUCACAUGCGGAAGAGGCCCUUCGCUUGUACGGAAUGUGGGAAGAGGUUCGCCCACAGGGGGAAUCUUAGGGUGCACAAUCACAGAGUACACCAAGCGGAUCUGUUCCACAUGGAGGAGCAGCAGGAACAAAGUUUGGGCCCCGUUUGAGGACACCUUUCUUAAAACGCUGGGCUUGCACUUCAUAGAUAUUGUAUAUCAAUUCCCCACGUCUGAGCUUCAAAUUUUAUGCUUGUACUGGUCAUUUGGGUUUUUCACAAAUCUUCAUUUUAAUUAGGCAACCGUUAGCUACUCUUCAUAAAUAAUAUUUUUUAAUUUGGGUAAAAAAAAGGACUAAGUUUUCUCUAUAAUGGCUUCUCUACUGCACUUUUUCAAUGGUUGGUUUUGCAGCAGUGCAGUUCUAGGAAAUAUGUUGGCAUGAAAAUGCAAUUAAAAUAUAUUUACAGCGUUUUACUGUAGUAAUCUACAGAAAAUGUAAACAUGCAUCAGCUGUUUUUUACUGGGUUGGCUAAACUAGGAAGCACAAUACAGUGAAGCACAGUAUACCCGGAAACACUUGCUAUGCUGGACUAUGCUGCUGUAACGCCAUUGGCGCCGCCACCACUAGGUGGCAGCAUUUCCACGUUACACUACCAAAGUCAUUCUUUGUGCUUUUUUGUUGUUGUUGAAGAUACUGUAUUUGAUAAAAUGAUGUCCUCAGCACGUUUUAAUCUGUGACCUAUAUUUUUCUGAUAUUUUCCCCUGAUCCUUGCACAAAUGUGGACGUUUGUCAGCAUUAAAUGUCUCUUGUUGGUGUAGCUGAGAGCAUAUGAAAUGAAAUGAAAUGACAGCGUGUUUGUAUGUGAGUGAAAUUGGUGGAAAAUGUGUUGGAUUGUUGCUCAACAUGAUUCAUCUCCUGCA
Doryrhamphus excisus (bluestripe pipefish) is the source of this 2215-nucleotide messenger RNA. Lineage: Eukaryota; Metazoa; Chordata; Actinopteri; Syngnathiformes; Syngnathidae. The record is from RefSeq and is a predicted model, not a curated record.